Messenger RNA from Megalobrama amblycephala (Wuchang bream), 1460 nucleotides. Its product is annotated as olfactory receptor 508-like. The record is from RefSeq and is a predicted model, not a curated record. NCBI's taxonomy places the organism in Eukaryota, Metazoa, Chordata, Actinopteri, Cypriniformes, Xenocyprididae. Gene Ontology annotation, cellular component: membrane. Gene Ontology annotation, molecular function: G protein-coupled receptor activity; olfactory receptor activity. Gene Ontology annotation, biological process: G protein-coupled receptor signaling pathway. The coding region runs from base 145 to 1179 and encodes 344 amino acids. The transcript is spliced from 2 exons.
UUUCCUGUUUAAUGACACCUCUGGAGGACAAAUUGGGCAAUAUAUUGCCCAAAAAUCUUCUCAAGUUUAAAUUUAGAUUCCAGAUCUGUGAAGCAGAGGCAAAAACUGUGACUUGUUAUCUGCAAACCACCACAACACCUUUUCAUGUAUCUGCUUUCUUCUCCACUGAAAGCAAGGAAACUGUGUCGUAAAAGAAGGACGGCCAUGCAGAACAGCAAUUCUGCCCCCAACAACUCCAUCAGUCAGCCUGAAGGAUUUUACAUUAUUGGCUUAAGUUCAAUGCCUUACAAUAAUAUCUAUGUCAUGUUCCUUACUGUGCUUUAUGUGAUCACAGUCAUAUGCAAUGUCUCUCUGAUCACUAUCAUUUUCUAUGACCACCGACUGCAUGUCCCAAAGUUCAUGGCUGUUGGUAAUCUGGCUUUGGUUGAUCUUGUUCUCAGCACUUCUCUUGUGCCUGGCAUGAUAAAGACUUACCUUGUUCUAGACAAUUUUGUGCCAUUCAAACUGUGCCUUGUGCAAUUGUACUUUUACUUUACUUUUGUAUCCCUCGAGUCAUUUUCCAUAUGCAUUCUCUCUUACGACAGAUUUGUUGCAAUCUGCUUGCCUUUAAGACAGGAGUCUAUAAACACAAACACCAGAAUGGCUUACAUAGUUGGUGCACUUUGGUUCUUUAGUGUUGUUAUAAUAAUCUAUGCUAUUGAAUCCUUCCCAAACCUCUCAUUUUGUAGCUCUAUGAUCAACAGCUAUUUUUGCGAUUAUUCUCCUAUUUUAUUACUUGCUUGCAAUGAUAUAACAUAUCAGUGGAAUAUUGGCACUACUUUAGCUACACUCUUCAUUGUUGUACCUUUGUCUUUUAUUUUCUUGACCUAUAUGGGUAUAUUGAUCGCUGUAUUCAGAAUGAAGAAUAAUCAGAGCCGUUAUAAGGCGCUGGCCACGUGCACCGAACACCUCACAUUAGUCGCCAUAUUCUACAUUCCAAUUUUAAUUGUCUUCAAUUUUAUAUUUUUUGAAUUUAAUUGGAACCCCAACGUAGGUCUGGUGUUCUUGUCUUUGUCGUCCCUCAUCCCACCCUGUGUGAAUCCCAUCAUUUACUCAUUGAAAACUAAACAGAUUCGAGACAGGAUUUAUUCCUUGUUAACCCACAGACUGUCUGUUUAUCCUCUUAAAAAUGCACAUUAAUGUAUAGAACAUAACUGUGGCUUAACUUUUUAUAAUGUCAUAUCUUGGAGGAUUUCUGUGAUGCUUUUUGUAUUAUUUUGUGUUCAUAUUAAAAUGCAUUGUUUUUCAAUCAAAUUUGAAUAUAAAAUUCUGCAUUUUCUCUGCAGUUAGUCAUAAAGAAGCCAUCUCCAUGUAUUCUUUCAUUGUGCAAUAUCUCUGUAAAUUGUUCCCACCUGAGAAAAAGCUGCCUCUAUAUUAGUUAUCAUCACACACAUAAAACCAAGUCUUUCUUUUUAAUAAUU